Eleginops maclovinus (Patagonian blennie) is the source of this 4756-nucleotide messenger RNA. RefSeq names its product plasticin. NCBI's taxonomy places the organism in Eukaryota, Metazoa, Chordata, Actinopteri, Perciformes, Eleginopidae. The transcript has 3 exons. Bases 1063 to 4533 code for a protein of 1156 amino acids. The record is from RefSeq and is a predicted model, not a curated record. Gene Ontology annotation, biological process: neurofilament bundle assembly. Gene Ontology annotation, cellular component: intermediate filament; postsynaptic intermediate filament cytoskeleton; axon. Gene Ontology annotation, molecular function: structural constituent of cytoskeleton.
CUCUGUCUGUAGCUAGAAUACACUGUACACAUUAAAAAUACAGGCUAUUGAAGUGGAGUAAAGUAAAAGGACCAAUUACAAGUUGUAUAGAAUUACAUUUAAGUACUGUAAAGUAUGAUGAACACAGCAGCCUUUACGCAGCACAAAUGUAGAAACAACAAAAUAGCAAUAAGACAUACUGAAAACACAAGUAAAGGGUUUUAAAGAAUGUGUCAUGAGAUAAACAUUACAUAGAAAAGGUUUGGCUCUAAAAAAAAAACUAAAAUAACAAUCAUGUUUUAUUUUUAACGACCAUAGGGGUUUAUGUUACAAUUUACCUCAUGUCAUUAUUUCAUGAUAAUUUUAAUAGACAAAUAAGAUGUAAAUGUAGAAAAACGGUUUUAAGUAAAAGUCAUGAGCAGUUUGAGCAUCUGAGGAUAUACUGUUGUGGUAUACAGUAUAUUCAUUCAUAUUUAUAAAUAAACAGUGGAAAAACUACGGUCCAGCAGUACUCUUAGCAAAACGUAGGCCUUAUUAAAGUAUAUUGGUUGAGUGAAAUUAUAUUUAUGUAGAAUAUUUCCAUCCAAUAUGAAGUCUAAAUUUGCAUGAGAUGCAAACACUGCAACAAUUGUAACAAAGCACAGUACCUGACUACUAAUAAAUAAUAACAAACAUACUAAGGAAAAGUUUUGGAGGAACGAAAACUUAACCACCAACUGCAACAUGAGGGUUUUCAACAGGAUAUUAUGUAAAUAUUUAUUGAACACUGUAUUAUAGGGGUGUGAGUGUAAAUCUGCUAGAAAAGUCUUUAGGAAGUAAAGGAAAAACAUGUGGUAUUUUGAAUGACGUCAUCUUCUAAAAGCUGUAAAGCAGUUUGGUCGUGAAACCAGGUAGAGUUAAAUGAAUGAUCUUAACAAUGUAAACGCUCUGUAACUAUACAAAUAAUAAAGAUAGUAAUCCAAAUAGUAAUAAUGAUAACAAUAAUAAUGAACAGGAUCUUAACUUUGUGGGGGUUGGUCAGUUCAUUCACGUCACUGCUUUCUGCGACAAAUCGUGGUGUAAGCUCUCAUUAUACAUUAGCUGAUGCUUCACCUUUUCAGCACUCCGGACAGCUCCGUUCUGCACACCGAGCAGAUGGAGUCGGAUAUAAAACCCCCUAUGCAGCGGAGAAACACCACCAGUCACAGCAUGGAGAACAGGCUCCUCUAUCCGCACAGGAAAACUCAAGAUGAGUAUUCUCAAUGCAAGCCAACACGUUCCGUGUUUGACAGCAGGGCUGUUUCCACGGGCAUGAAUUUGACCAACCCUGAGAAGUUUAAUGAGAAGGAAAUGAUGCAUGGUUUAAACGAUCGUCUCGCAGGAUUCAUAGAGAAGGUGCACCACCUGCAGUACCAGAAUACUCUGCUAGAGAGAGAAAUCGGGGAGAUUAGAGGGAAAGCGAAACCCGCAUCUUGUCUGGAGGAGGAGUAUGGACCAGAGCUCAGCAAACUGAGGCAGCUGCUUCAGGAAAUCACUCAUCAGAAGCAUCAGAUUGAAAUCGAGCAUGAAAAUUUAGAGGAAGACCUGUCCAACUUACGGAAACAACAUGACCAGGAAUCGCAGAACAGAUCGGAUGCAGAGAGCAAUAUCGUGGUCCUCAAAAAGGACAUUAAUGACGCGUAUCAGGCUAAACUACAGCUUGACAAGAAAGCGCAGACUCUCGUGGAUGAAAUCGGCUUCCUGAAGAGAAACCAUGAAGCCGAGGUUUCAGAGAUAAUGGACCAAAUCCAGGAUGCACAGGUAGCUGUCAAGGCGCAUGGAUUUGGAAACUCCGGCAUUACUGCGGCACUCCGGGACAUCAGGGCUCAGCUGGAAGGUCAUACAGAGUCCGACGUCCAGCAGCAGGGAGACACUUUCCAAUCUCAGUUUGCAAGGCUAACCGAGGCAGCUGAGAGCAAGAGAGAGGCAUUAAAAGCGACCCAGCAAGAGAUCCAGGAGUACAGGAGGCGCCUGCAGGCCAAGAACAUCGAGCUGGACUGCGCUAAUGGCACCAGGGAGGCACUACAGAAGCAACUACAUGACGUGGAGGAUCGCCACAUGGAAGAAAUGAUUCAUUACCAGAACACAAUUAAAGAACUUGAAAAUGAGCUCAUAAAUUGCAAAUUUGACAUGUCUGGUUACCUGCGGGAGUAUCAGGACCUGUUAAAUGUGAAGAUGGCUUUGGAUGUGGAGAUAAUGUCUUACAGGAAACUUCUCUGCGGUGAGGAGGCUCGUCUUUCCGCAAUGUCAGACACCCACAUCUCCCUACCCUACAUCUACCACCAAUCCCCCGUUUACACGCUGCCCUGUCUGAGACCGGGAGGCCCACACAGACGCGCCGAGCCGCAGUACAAGUUCGUGGAGGAGAUCAUAACGGAGACCACCAGGGAAAUAGAGAUGUCAGAAUUUGAGGAGACAGGUUCAGAGGAGACAGAUGAGCAGGAGGGUACCAAAAGAGAUAGAGGGAGCAGUGAGGAAGAGAUGGAUAAUAAAGACAGUGGAGACAUUGAAAGUAAGCAGAUGUGUGACAAUGAGCAGGAUCAAGUAGCAUCAGUUUGGGAUUUAGUAAACGGAUGUAAUGCUGGUAGUCCUGUGGAGGUGGAUGAUAGUGAUAAAGGUCAAAAAAGUAAAGAAGAGUCACAAGCCACUGAAGCACUUGACAAUGAAGGGGAUAUAGAUACAAUUACUCCAAGCAAAGUCUUAUUACAUGAGAGCCUUGAUGAGAAAGAUAAUGAGCAACAACAAAAAGAAGCUGAAAAGACAAAAGCAGAGAAACAAGCUGCAGGUACAAUGGCUGACAAAUAUGUCCCUCCAAAGUCAAAUGAUAUAAAGCCAGAUGUUCCUGUGGAGGAUGAACUUCUGAACGAAUCUGAAACUCAAGAGCUAAGCAGUGUUGAAGUGCAAGAUAAGGUACCUGCUGUAGAAACACCUGACAAAACCAUAGACUUAACAGAAGAGGCAAAAAGUACUCUGUUCGCAGAGAAAGAGCUUUCAGAGAAGGCUGAAAGAUCUUUGAGUACACCCAAGAGUGAGUCAAAGGAAAGCAAAAUCUCAUUAAGUGAGAGCCUUGAUGAGAAGGAUAACGAGCAACAACAAAAAGAAGCUGAAAAAACUAAAGUAGACAAAGAAGCUGCAGGUACAAUGGUUGACAAAGUCAUCUCUCCAAAGUCAGACGAUUUAAAGCCAGAGGUCCCUGCUAAGGAUGAGCCAAUCAAAACAUCUGAUAGUAAAGAAGAUGAUGCUGAGAAAGUUAGUUUUAUCCCAGUUCAAACAAAGGUGCCUGUUGACGAGACCUCGGCUCAGGAGUCUAAAGAAUUCGACAAAACUCAAGAGCUAAGCAGUGUUGAAGAGCAAGAUAAGGUACCUGCUGUAGAAACACCUGAGAAAACCAUGGAUUUAACAGAAGAGGCAAAGAGCUCUCUGUCUGUAGAGAAAGAGCUUUCAGAAAAGGCUCAAGUAUCUCUGAGUACAUCCAAGAGUGAGGUCAAGGAAAGCAAAGUCUUAUUGAGGGAGAGCCUUGAUGAGAAGGAUAACCAGCAACAACAAAAAGUAGCAGAACAAACAAAAGUAGACAAAGAAGCUGCAGGUACAAUGGUUGAGAAAGACAUCUCUCCAAAGUCAGAUGACCUAAAGCCAGAGGUCCCUGAAAAGGAUGAACUUAUCAAAACAUCUGAUAGUAAAAAAGAUGAUGCUGAGAAAGUUAGUUUUAUCCCAGUUCAAACAAAGGUGCCUGUUGACGAGUCCUCGGCUCAGGAGUCUAAAGAAUCAGACAAAACUCAAGAACUAAGCAGUGUUGAAGAGCAAUAUAAGGUACCUGCUGUAGAAACACCUGAGAAAACCAUGGAUUUAACAGAAGAGGCAAAGAGCUCUCUGUCCGUAGAAAAAGAGCUUUCAGAAAAGGCUCAAGUAUCUUUGAGUACACCCAAGAUUGAGGCAAAGGAAAGCAAAGUCUUAUUAAGUGAGGGCCUUGAUGAGAAGGAUAACCAGCAACAACAAAAAGUAGCAGAACAAACAAAAGCAGAGAAAGAAGCUGCAGGUACAAUGGUUGAGAAAGACAUCUCUCCAAAGUCAGAUGACCUAAAGCCAGAGGUCCCUGAGAAGGAUGAACUUAUCAAAACAUCUGAUAGUAAAAAAGAUGAUGCUGAGAAAGUUAGUUUUAUCCCAGUUCAAACAAAGGUGCCUGUUGACGAGUCCUCGGCUCAGGAGUCUAAAGAAUCCGACAAAACUCAAGAACUAAGCAGUGUUGAAGAGCAAGAUAAGGCACCUGCUGUAGAAACACCUGAGAAAACCAAAGAUUUAACAGAAGAGGCAAAGAGCUCUCUGUCUGUAGAAAAAGAGCUUUCAGAAAAGGCUCAAGUAUCUUUGAGUACACCCAAGAUUGAGGCAAAGGAAAGCAAAGUCUUAUUAAGUGAGGGCCUUGAUGAGAAGGAUAACCAGCAACAACAAAAAGUAGCAGAACAAACAAAAGUAGACAAAGAAGCUGCAGGUACAAUGCUGAGGUUGAGAAAGAUAUCUCUUCAAAGUCAGACAUUUUAAAGCCAGAGGUCCCUGAGAAGGAUGAGCCAAUCAAAACAUCUGAUAGUAAAAAAGAUGAUGCUGAGAAAGUUAGUUUUAUCCCAGCUCAAACAAAGGUGCCUGUUGACGAGUCCUCGGCUCAGGAGUCUAAAGAAUCAGACAAAACUCAAGAACUAAGCAGUGUUGAAGAGCAAGAUAAGGUACCUGCUGUAGAAACACCUGAGAAAACCAUGGAUUUAACAGA